AUGUCUCCUAACCUUUAUUUAUCACUACGAUCUACAUUAUCCGGUUACACGAUUGCUCCAUUACUGCCUUGUUAUAUGGACAAAAUGAAUAGGAAAUUCAACUUUGACUUUGAUACCUCGUUUGCUACGGUAGAUGAGAACUGCGACGACGCAAUGGAUGUCGUGCUGUACGAUGACUGCUGUGCUUCGUUGAGUACGCAAGAGAACGACUCGCCAAACUCUACUAUUGAUCUCAAUACUGGUACUGUGGAGGAAUGUACUAAUGACACUAAUAUUGGUUCUGCUAACCAGAAUACGGUAUACAAUGAUGGACAUACUACGAUACAUAAUGGUAGCCAAAACACGGUAUCCAAUGGACAAAUAGCAGUAUGUGCCAAUAACCAACUAGUACCUACUGGCAAGAAUACAGCAUCAACUAGAAGCCCAAGAAAUGUCACUAAUAUGAGUAAAAUACCAAAUGACCCACAAGCUACAUCUUCAAACAGUAUCGUACUCCGUAACUCCAUCAAACGUCGUCGUAUACCAAAACCAGUGAUGGUUGAAAACAAGCUGAUCAAACUUGAACCUCAACAUUCUCCAUUACCUCAUACGUUGCAAAUAAAUGAAGACAGUAAAGUUUGGUAUACCAAGUUAACGAUGGAGGAUACCCAAGAAUGUCCUCAAGCCUCUACAUCUUCUGCCAACUCACGCCACUUCAACCACAGGUCUCGUCCUACAUCAACAGCACAUUCGUAUGCAAAUCACGGUUCCAACAACUCUUACGAAGAUACGAACCAAGGCAGUGAAGAUGACGAAGAAGACAGCUCGUAUUCGGGGUCAUACGACGGUAACUUGUGCAUGGUAUGUGGGUUCAAGUGUCCACACAAGAACUACGGUGUCUAUUGUUGUAACGCGUGCGCGGCCUUCUUUCGGCGAACCAUUAAGCAACGGCGAUCGUAUGUUUGCAUCAAAGGACGUAAUUGUAACAUCGGGUUUGGUGGACACAAAAGGACAUGUCGGUAUUGCCGCUUUAAGAGAUGUGUGUUUGCUGGAAUGAGCAUUGAGUGUAAGUUUGAUGUUAUGUAACAUUAUUGAAGGUUUGCUAACCAUGCUUCUGCUGACUUUCUUAUUAGUGCUCAAAGAUAAGUCCAUCGAAAAGAGUCCAGAGUUUUUUACCGUCAAUAUUAAUCGUUAAAACAGAAGUUUACUAUCUUUAUGUUGUAGAUGUUAUGACACGAGGUGAUGAAUUCAUGUUUGACCCAGCCUUGGACAAUGACAUGAUAAAGCAGAUGGCAAUAUGGUUCACCUCCACCUUUGUCGACCGCUUUCGCUCCUUCGAACGAUCGUUUGCCAAUACCAACAUACAAAGAAGCGAAGGGACUCUGAACAACUCUCUACAUACGAUGUUUGUUGAGUUCGAUGUGAUGAGAACAUACGUUCAAACCAGUGGCCUUCUGAAUUACUUGAAUCCAGGAGAUGAAAUCACGUUUCUGAAGAAGUUGUUCUACAAAUGGCUGUUUGUUCAAUGUGUCUUCAACACAUUGCGGCAUGGUGGACAUAGAUCUAACAGACUGUACUUGGUAGACGAUUCAUCAUUGCCGUUGGAGUCAAAGUAUCAUAAGGAAUAUGUCAGGUCGAUGCCUAAUAUAAAGAACGCUGAGUAUGUUGGACAAACACAUUAUGAUUUGAUGCAGCAAGGGAUGAAGGAUGUGUGGAUGUUUCACCAUGCAAAUGUUGAUGCUACUGACUUUUCCAUCUUCAAUCAUUUGGUGUGCUUGAAGACUGGUAUGUUGUUUUUUUAUAUUAUUAUAUUGUAAAUAACAUGAGAACGUAAUUUUCAUUUUGAAUUUCAUAGUAUUAUGAGUGCAUUUUUAAAUAGCAACUUAAGUUUUCAUCUUAUAAUGUCUACUACAAUAUGAUUGUUAACUUUUUUCAGUCAAAGAAAUGUACCCAGAGAACACUCGAUUACAAGAUGAGAUGAAUAUUGUGUUCAAAGCCGCUCAUCGUUACUACAAACUGGCAUUCAAAGACUAUCCAACGAGAAUGGGCAACUUGAUCUUACUCAUGAACGAAUCAGAGGUAGGUACAAGAGAACUUAUAUUCUCAUAUACCCUGUCACACAUGUAUAUUCCAUACACUUUUAUAUUAUAGUCGGCUCUGGUUUAUGUUGUCCGUUGGCUAAAAACAAAAUAAUUGUUGAACUUUUCAGAUGUUCACGAUGAAGUUUCAAGAGUGGGUAGUCGUAAUGACACUAAACGGUGUAGCCUCGGCACUAGAAGAAAUCGAGAAACAUUUCACAAAGUACGGUAACUACAACGCGUACGAAAGCCUGGUCAGCUAUGUUCAAAGCACGCCGCAGUAA
Molecule: messenger RNA, 2341 nt
Organism: Bursaphelenchus okinawaensis
Lineage: Eukaryota; Metazoa; Nematoda; Chromadorea; Rhabditida; Aphelenchoididae
Source: the annotation of a GenBank genome assembly